Messenger RNA from Hypoxylon fragiforme, 4255 nucleotides. RefSeq lists its product as uncharacterized. The record is from RefSeq and is a predicted model, not a curated record. The transcript has 7 exons. Gene Ontology annotation, biological process: arachidonate metabolic process. Bases 229 to 3969 code for a protein of 1246 amino acids. Gene Ontology annotation, molecular function: zinc ion binding. Gene Ontology annotation, cellular component: membrane. Lineage: Eukaryota; Fungi; Ascomycota; Sordariomycetes; Xylariales; Hypoxylaceae.
GUCACCUCGACAAGGACAAGGAGCAUUGACUGCCUAGGGCUAGGUAGAUAUGUAAGUCAUAAGAUUGUCGAAUAUGCAAUUCUAUGUAUAUAGAGUGAUAAUAUGAAGACAUUGGAUCUAGAUAUAUUUGGAGGCUGUGGUAGCUCGGAUCCUCUUGUACUCUCAGUAUUUGCCUGUUUCACUGCACCAUUUCUUCCUCUUGAUUCAUCCCCACGCAACGCAUGAAUUAUGGCGGAAAUCGAGAUAAGCUGCGAAACUUGUGGGAAAACGGUAGGCGUGACCUUCUGCGAAGGAUGCAACGACUACUACUGCGACGACUGCUGGCCGUCCCGUCGGGCACACCGGAUGAACACUGUUGGGCCGACGGGAAUACCGCACAACAAGCUGGACCCGAAGAUUGUCAAGAAGGUCCAAGAGUGGAUGGCGGAACCGGAAGACGAGAACGAAGAGCAGAAGCAGCAUCAGUUGGAUGAGGAGACCAUCUGGUUCGGCCUGAGCAAUGAUAAGGAGGGUGACCCUAUUCUUGCCGAAUACAGGCGAGUGGCUAUCCUCAUGAUGGAGACGUCGGAGGGAGCCCCCCAAACACGGUAUCCAGGACUCGUGUCGUUUGUUGGUCAGACAAGUGCCGGAAAGAGCACUCUUAUCCGACUUCUAAUCGGCGGGAAUACCUAUGACACGGAAGACAAAGAAUCGCCAGCCAUGUCACUCCCAGUAAUCGGGCGCAGCGAACAGGGACUCGCCACAUCUGCCGACGUUCAUCUCUACGCAGACCUCAGCACCUGCAAAAGCGUACGUCCGAUCUUGUUUGCCGACUGCGAAGGAUUCGAGGGCGGAGAACGCGACCCAACCGCCCAGGUUGUCUUGGACAGCGGGCAAGGCAGUUCUUGGGACCCGCAAGCUAUAACCGCCAACGGGAAAGGUCCGUUGUCGAGAAUUGUUUAUGCUACCAAGAGAGCUCUGCGUUGGGCAUCGAGAAAUGCGGCGGACCACGAGAAGACGGCGAAACGGCAAUUUGCCGUGUCAGAAAUGUACCCGAGGAUCUUCCACGCAUUCUCUGAUGUGAUCGUCUUUGUGCUGAACAAUCCCAAUACGAUGGAGGAUGUUGCAGAAAAGCUACUUCUCUGGGCGCAUUCAAACCACUCUGCCUCCAUCAACCUCCCCAGCAAGCCUCACGCGGUGAUCGCGUUGAACAAAUCUACCAUCUCGAGCUCGGACGACAAAUGGAGCCGGCACAGGGCGACGGAGGAUUUCCUCAAGUCAAUGGAUGCCCAGAUCUCGAAGAACAAGACGUUUGCGGCGUACGCACAAAGGUGGGCGAAGCAGGGCCUGACGAUCACCACUAUGCAAGAGCUCUUCGAGUGCUACUACUCCAGUAUCCAUGUCGUGAGGCUUCCGGAGAAGAGCAGGUACGAGCUGCUCGACAAGCAACGGGAUGUUCUCCGCGAGGUCAUAGAUGACUGUUGCGUAAAGUCUUUCCGAAAGAAAAAGGGCCUCAAGAUGCUCCCUGAUGUCGACCAGUUCCAGAUGUACUUGUCACUGGCAUUCGACCACUUCUCAGAGACCUUGUCGAAGCCAUUCGACUAUGUGAAGGCUUCGUUGAAGCUGCGCCCUCCGCCAGAGACCUUGGCGGACAAUCUUAUGGAGUUCCUUCUCAUGGUUUCUGAGAAACGAGAGCUGAGGAGGGACAUUGAAGCACUUUUCUUGAUGGUAACUGAUGUAGUUGCGUCUUGUAUCAUGCUCGAUUCAGCACGGAAAAGGCAUUUUGGAGGUCCACAAGAAUGGUUUGGGACAACGACCCCUCGAAUCUUGGCACAGGACACACCGUAUCCGACAACGUCACCCAUGAAGCAAGAGGGGGAGUCGUACAAGAGCCUGUGCAAAUACAUGAUGCAAGAGUAUUUCGAAACCCAGUUCUGCUGCACAUUCAACAUCCCGGCCCAGGCCCAUCUGCUCCAGCCGGGCUUCCAGUGCGAGCUGUCGUAUCGGACACACGAUCAGUUCCACAGACAGACGAUGACCAUGGGCUUCGUCAGGGACGUGCCCGGCCGAUUCCUCAGCAACAACUUCAACCGCCGAGACUUCGCCUGGGAGGAGAAGAUCCGGCUGAAGCUCAUCGAGAUGCACCAGAGCGCCGAGUGGAAGGACGGUGCUUCGGGCGAGAUAAGAGCACAGACACACGGGCGGAAUCUUCGCCGCUUCUACGCCCCCCUGUUGGAACUGGGUCUCUUUAGCAACUCGAUCUGCCUCGCUUGCUUGUUCAACCCGGCCCAACACCCGCUUAGCUGCGGCCACCUCGUGUGCGUUGACUGCGCGAUGGAUUUUGGUAGGCUGGAGGGUGGGAUCCGGAUCGUGGUGGAAAACUGCCCGUUGAGUGGCGGGUCGGGACUAUGUAAUAAGGUGUUGGCGAUGCAAAGCUCGCCCACUAUCAUUCAGCUCGAACCGGCAUACUCUGGGCUAAGGGUGCUGACACUUGAUGGGGGAGGAGUACGGGGGAUUGUUGAACUUACCGUGCUGAAAGCGAUCGAGGAUCGGAUAGGUGUCCCUCUCCAGCGAUUUUUCGAUCUAGUAGUUGGAACGAGUACCGGUGGGAUUAUCUCGCUAGGCUUUGGCCAUAGACAAUGGUCCAUCGAGGAAUGCAUCGAGAAGUUCCAAACCCUUGUCUUCGACGCGUUCAAGCCGCGCAGGGCACAGAAAUACUCCGGCAUCAAGCAUAUAGAGAUGCUCAUCAAGAAGAGCAGAUACGAGACUAAGCCACUAAUACAAGCUCUCCAAGGCGCGUUGGGUACCGGCAGGCUAUUCGGCUCCUACGAGGCCCCCGAAAAUCGACCGUUGAAAGUCGCCGUCAUCGCAACGUCCGAGGCUGGGACUAAGCCAUACGUACUAUCCAACUACAACGUUCGGAGGGGUGUACCAAGUCCGACUAGACAUGGACCUACGUUGGAAUAUACUAGAUUCCGGCCUUCGAACCCAGAAGAUGAGCUACAAAUCUGGGAAGCGGGCCAAGCAACAUCCGCGGCGCCGGGCUACUUCAAGCCCUUCAGCAGCACGAACUCGCAGUUCAUGGACGGCGCCCUGCUGCACAACAACCCGAUCGAGAUCGCCGCCGAGGAGGCGCGCAGCAUCGCGCUCGGCCGCAACCUCAGCCCGACGCCCGACAUCGUGCUCUCGCUCGGCACGGGCCUGCAGAACAAGUACCGGCACCAGGGCGACGACAACAACAUCUCCUCGCGCACCCUCAAGGUCGUCGGCAAGGUGCGCCCCGCGCAGCUCAAGGUCCCCUUCUUCAAGAUCCUCUUCACCCUCGUCAAGAACCAGAUCGAGCAGAACCUCGACGCCGAGCGCCGCUGGGACAUGUGGUACCAGCAGGCGGCCGAAGGUAGCAGCGGCAGCGGCAGCGGCAGCCUCGCCGACCGCGCGUACCGCGUCAACCCGGACCUCGGCAUGGCGCCCCCGCUCAUGGACGACGCGAGCAAGGUCACGUUCAUGCUGCAGACGGUGACGGGGUGGGCCGAGACGAACGCGGCGGCGAAGCAGGACAUCACGCGCAUCGCGUGCGCGCUCGUCGCGAGCUCCUUCUACUUCGAGCGCAGGGGCGGGGGCGGGCCCGGCAAGAAGCGCGCGUCGCCGCUGAGCCUGAGCGGCGUCGUCAGGUGCCGCCUGUCCCGCGCCGACGAGAUCCAGGCGCUGGGGAGGUUCCUGGGCUCGGGGGCGCAGCAGCCGGCUGCGCUCGUCGUGCUGGCGAGCGCGGACGGCGCGGGCCAGACCGUGCACAUCCCGGUGCGGGAGAUGGUCGAGGAGGGCGCGUUUGCGGGCGUCGACGUGGAGGUUGCGGUGCCGCACGCGGAGGCACUCACUCGCAUUUCGCUGGUGCUCCCCGGGAUUGUGCAGGGACGGCAGGUGUUCGACAUCAGCGGGUUUCCGCGGAAGCUGAUGAAGUGUGAUUUUGCGCAGGCGGCACAUCUGACCUAGGGGGAACAUAUAUCCAGUACGCACCCAGGUAGGUAGCUAGGUAGGUAGAAGGCGGGUUUACAUCGUUGGAUAUUAUGAGGUACACACACACACACACAGCAUGCUGGCAUGGUAACAUUUGCGGAAUGACUUUAUGAAGGCACGUCAUUUUCAUUUGGGAAUAGGGGGAAAGGCACAUGUGUUCGGCAUCGAGGUAUAUAGUUGGGAAGACGUGCAUUUUUACUCUUGUGUUGUGGCACUAAAUGUGCUUCAUCCUUUAAUAUACCUAGAUAAAGUAUACAAGUAA